Diaporthe batatas is the source of this 2162-nucleotide messenger RNA. RefSeq lists its product as uncharacterized. NCBI's taxonomy places the organism in Eukaryota, Fungi, Ascomycota, Sordariomycetes, Diaporthales, Diaporthaceae. Gene Ontology annotation, cellular component: cytoplasm. Gene Ontology annotation, molecular function: heat shock protein binding; ATP binding. Gene Ontology annotation, biological process: response to heat; protein refolding. The record is from RefSeq and is a predicted model, not a curated record. The coding region runs from base 250 to 1878 and encodes 542 amino acids. The transcript is spliced from 3 exons.
GCUCCGUAAGCUUUUCCAAUGACGGCUCGUGCAAUUGACGUCCUGCUGUCCAGGGGUGUCGCACAAGCUCCCAGCCCGCCGGCUCUGUAGUGGGUCGGCCACCGUCGGCGUUGCAACCAGUGGUAAAGUUCUAGAUUUUUCCAAGAUAUUCUCUGCAGAACAGGACAAACCCCCCUCCGACUUCAACAUUGCCGCCAAUUUUGGGAACUCGCCUACCCCUUCAAUGCAUCUGGUGCUUCUCGUUGAAACAUGCAACCAAGCAUUGUAGUUCGAGCCGCGGCUCCUGCCCGGCCGCUCAAGCCGGCGCAAAUCUGCGGACGGAGGCUCUCAAUCUCGCCCUGCUCCGCGCAAGCACGAAAGCUUCAUACUGUCGCUCCUGGCCCGGCACAGGCGAGGCGGCAGCUGCAACGGAAGUGCGGUCUGCAGCCCGCUUCAAAAAGGGCUUUCCACGCGACGAGGAUACAACGCGCCCCGAUCAAGGACCCAUACAAGGCCCUGGGAGUCAGCAAGAGUGCCUCGGCGUCCGAUAUCAAAAAGGCGUACUACGGUCUCGCCAAGAAGUUCCAUCCCGACACCAACAAAGAUCCGAAAGCCAAAGACCAGUUCGCCGAGAUACAAUCCGCCUACGAGAUCUUAUCAGACCCCAAGAAGAAGGAACAGUACGACCAGUUUGGCGCCGCCGCCUUUGACCCCAAUGCUGGGCCUGGCGGUCCAGGCGGCGACCCAUUCGGCGGCGCGGGCGGUCCAUUCUCGGGUUUCGGGGGCUUCGGCGGAGGCGGUGGUUUCGGGGGUCAGGGCUUUAACUUCGACGACAUCUUUAGUCAGGCCUUUGGGGGCGGCGGAAGGAGAGGCGGGCGGAACCCCUUCCAGCAGGAGACGGCCGUGGUCGGCGACAACAUCGAGGUGCAGGCGACCAUAUCCUUUGUCGAGGCCGCCAAGGGGACGAGCAAGACCAUCACCGUCACGCCUCUGGUAUCGUGUAGUACCUGUAGCGGCAGCGGUCUUAAAGAAGGUGCGAAGCGCAGCUCGUGUCAUAGCUGUGGGGGCAGUGGCACGCGGGUACAUUUCAUGUCGGGCGGCUUCCAGAUGGCUUCGACGUGUAACGCCUGCGGCGGGUCAGGAACGACGGUCCCCAAGGGCUCGCAAUGCAAGCCCUGCAAGGGUGAUGGUGUGGUAAGAGAGCGGAAGACGCUGACGGUGGACAUUCCCGGCGGUAUCGAGGAUGGCAUGAGGUUGCGGGUGGACGGCCAGGGUGAUGCUCCUGCCAUGGGUGCCGCGGCAGCCCCAGGCGCGAGGGGUAUCAAGGGUGACCUGUUUGUGUUCGUCCGUGUUGCGCCAGACCAGAAGUUCAGCAGAGCCGGCUCCGACAUUCUCUACACGGCCACAAUACCCUUCACGACGGCUCUGUUAGGUGGAGAGGUCACCGUGCCAACCUUGGACGGCCAGGUUAAUGUCAAGGUCGCAACUGGUACGGCAACGGGCGACAAGAUGACCCUGGCCGGUAUGGGAAUGAAGAAGCUUAACGGCCGCCGUGGAGGGUCAGGAGAUCUCAAGGUGGAGUUCAAGGUGAACAUGCCCAAGUACCUCACAGCAAACCAACGGACGCUCGUGGAGAUGCUGGCGGAUGAGGUGGGUGACAAGACGGCAAAGCGGGUUAUGGUCAAGCCUUCCGGCGGGUCGGGGACAGCAUCCAGCAGCAGCAGUGGCGGUAAUGCAUCAACAACAGCCGAGGACCACCAGAAUGAAGGAUUUCUGAAGUCAAUAUGGCAUAACCUGACGAACCACCCCGCCCACCGACAGAACAAUGAGUCUGACGGCAAGACCGACGACUCGAACAAGAAGGAUGGUGAGAAGAAGGAUAGCGAGAAGAAGGAGUAAGCUCCAGGGGUCGAGGUUGUAUAUCACACGUUCUCCAUAUUGUCUGGUUUGAUGAUAUGUACAAACAAAAAAGCAGAGAUUGUAUCUACUCCUUAUACCUAGAUAGACGGAUAUUCUGCAUGGGCGGUGUUCAUGGAAGUGACCGCCCUGGCGUUCUGAGACGGGGCUGUGAAAGGGGGAGGAGAGCCAGCAAGCAAGCCAGGGUCAUGAUAAUGUUGUAUGUCUGUAUUAACAAAACAAGACCACUCCCACCAAGAAGAAACAGCAGCGCUUGAAACAUUGAA